Messenger RNA from Dicrocoelium dendriticum, 2857 nucleotides. The record is from the annotation of a GenBank genome assembly. NCBI's taxonomy places the organism in Eukaryota, Metazoa, Platyhelminthes, Trematoda, Plagiorchiida, Dicrocoeliidae.
AUGGUUCAACUUGAUUCAUGGGUUAAUUUUUGGGAUAAAACUCCCGAUCUUCUCAAAAACGAGACCCGCGGUAUUGCAGUUCAUGAGCGUCUUAAUAAGUUCCUCGCUGAAUUCUCGAAACUUCAGAAUGACGCUUUUUCUGCCCAGAAGAAACUCUGCGAAAAAUAUGUUGUAGAUACUGCGAAGUGUUUUGGUGUUGAUAACAGUUAUGCCUCGGCGGUCAACGAGUUUUUGCGGAUCACUCAACUCUUGAUUGAUACUGAAGGUUUGAUAUCCGGAUCCUUCGAGAUUCAAACUACUGGUGACUUCAAAAAUGGCAUUGAGGAUGAGAAGCGGAGAUUGAAGCGCUGGAAGCAUGAUCGGGAAAGGCUGACCUCCGAAAUGAAAAUGCAGACACGAAUAAUUGAGGAUGAGAUGAAGCGAUAUAGAGAUAAAUAUCGCGAGAUGGUUAAAGCAACGGAAGAUUUCUUACGUAUCGAUGCCGAUAAGUCCCACUCUCAGGCUGAUGUGGAAAAGGCCUCUACUUUUGCCCACCUGCGAACCAAGGACUUCGAACGUGCCAGGCGUGACUACGAGGCCGCACUGAAUCAAUUCAACUUGUACCGACGUGAUCACUUUAAUCGUACUCUACCACUCUGGGCCCAGGUUGGCUAUCAGCUUGGCAGGGAUCGAUACUCACGCACGCAAACCCUUUUGAAUACACUUUCUGAGCGCAUUCGUGUUGCGAUGGAGCGAAUGAACACGGUUUGCAGUGAACUACGAAAGAUUUGCGACACAUUCGAAUUAGAUCGGGACAUCGAUAGAUUUCUGUCAUGCAUUCGUUCCGGUAUCCCUUGCCCUGGCGACAUUGCAUUCGUCGAUUUGGCCGCAAUGCAUCCCAUGCCUUCGCAAUCAACUUGCCUGGAAUCUGUGGCUGAGAAAUCGGCCACAUUCGGUGACUCCAAAUUGCCACCAAAUUUUUACGCUUCAGUAAGCGCGGCAGAUUUAGCGGCUUUAGAGCAGGCAGGAUUGACCAAGGAUUCACCGAAUGAUGGACCUAUGUAUGCGGGCACAUCUUCGUUAUAUUCAACUUUCUCCGCCGUUGUUAACAGUGGCCUCGGAGCAACAAGCCGGAGACCCAGCAUCAAUAGCCGUCACAAUCCCGGUAGUCCAUCUGGCUAUGGACAUGGAAUCCUACGCCGGUUCUUCUCUCGUAGAAGUCGAAGUGUGACUAAUAUGAAACCCAGUUAUAAUGGUGCAGGGGUGUCGGAAUUGUCUCUGGCAAAAGAAAGCUGCACGAGAACGUACAGAAGCCUUGUUGGAAGCAAUCCAUCUAGCCGUGUCCGGGAUUUACUAGAUAGCAGCGAUUUUUCCGACACUAGCUUCGAAUCCGGUGAUAACCAAAGGAGAGACGAAAAUGCAAAUGCUACGACAAACGCUUACGCGUCCACUUCUGUCCUCAUUGGAAUCAAAAAGGAAGACAUGUUUGGCAGCGAAGCACCGGCCUCCAGCCCACAGGAUCAACCGUGCCCUCACCACACUGCUCCGUUAGCGGAACCCGAGCCUAAUCCCUUCAUACAAAACACUCAGCCACUUGGCACGGAGAGCCAGCCGGGUGUUGCUAAGAAUAGUCAACAUUUGUUAAAUGGACAUCCUGUCUCGAGGGCGUAUGAUGAAAACUUUUAUCGGAGAACCACGGCGGAUUUGCAUGCAAAGGCCAGAGAGAAUGGGUGUCGAUCUCCUCGCAAGCACCCCAGCCCAAUUGCCACGGACAAGAGGAUUCCUCACCCUUCUUCAGGGUCAUUUGUGAGACUUCCACCACUAGUCAUCGCGCAAAAACUUCAGAAUUACUGUGCUGUACGCACUGUGGAUACCCGACCGAGUUCAAUCGGUAGAGUUUCUGAAAGUUCUAACCCCGCAAAUUUUUCAGGCAAGAUGGAUAGAGUGGAUGCUAAUUCGCGAAACAAACCAGGCUCAUUUGAAGUCUCAGAACAACCAAGUAGUGAACAUAAUGCCAACUUGGAGGCGAAUUCCGCCACCUCAUCGCCGUCUAUUUCAUACGAUCGCCAUUCGAAUAGCAGAACUCGACACGGGCCAGAUGAACACUACUAUCCUCGCAAAUCCGCAAUUCGCGCCGGCACUUACCAUGAGGCAACGGUUAUCGUGGGAUAUUGUGUCGCUCGAUACGACUUUUCAGCCGAGGGCUUCGAGUCAUGCUAUCUGCCCUUCACCGCCGGAGAGAAGUUCUACAUGGUGGCUCCGUCAGCUUCCGAGGAUACAAGUCAGUGGCUGCACGUCAUGCGAUGUACCACACGAGAGCUAGGGUAUGUGCCGACUGGUUUCGUGGAGCAGCAACUUUAUGCACAACCAUCGGUGCUUCCCGCACACGCCGUUUCCGGCGGCGAGUCAAAUGCUAUCUCCGACCAAGAUGUUUCCUCUCGCGGCGAAGCCCUGUUCUCACGCUCCAAUGUGCAUUCCCCAAUUGUUCAAGCUAGAACACACAGAAGUCCUACAAUUGGUAGCCCUGUUUUCACUCGACUGGCCAGCGUGUCCAACGACACUGAGUUAUAGCUCUAUUGCCAGGUCGGUAAUUACAAACCGACCUACUAGGUCUUCCGGACACGUUUUCCCAAAGCAACCACAGUCUUUCACAGAGCAAAUUACAUGAAACAAUGGUUACAUGCAUAGACUGUACAUACUGCAUCCGACUGAUUUUUAUGGGGAUAUAUCUCGUACUCUACGAUGUCAUCGUUCGGGCAAAAUGACCAUAGGAGUUUUCAUUCCUAGGCUGUCGAUUUUUCACAGAAUCGUGUAACUAGCAUUUUAUUGAAAAUGUUUGUAUGUAAGAAAGUCGAUUCUCAAUAUUCAAAAACUUGCU